Messenger RNA from Nannospalax galili (Upper Galilee mountains blind mole rat), 4917 nucleotides. RefSeq names its product non-SMC condensin I complex subunit D2 (gene Ncapd2). Gene Ontology annotation, cellular component: condensed chromosome, centromeric region; nucleus. The coding region runs from base 467 to 4675 and encodes 1402 amino acids. NCBI's taxonomy places the organism in Eukaryota, Metazoa, Chordata, Mammalia, Rodentia, Spalacidae. Gene Ontology annotation, biological process: meiotic chromosome condensation; mitotic chromosome condensation; mitotic cell cycle. The record is from RefSeq and is a predicted model, not a curated record. Gene Ontology annotation, molecular function: histone binding. The transcript has 33 exons.
GGUGCAGGGCGGUGCAGGCCUCAGCCACAAGCCCCGCCCCCCAAGUUCCGGCCUGCGGAGGCCUGGCAGGCUGUCCAACUCCGAGGCUUCAGAUCUGCCCACAGGAAGUUCUGGGCAGCCGGAAGCGCUGCGAGAUGCUCUUCAUCCCGGAGUAGGGCUUUCGCAAAAUGACAUUCCAUGGAAAUCCACCCUUUCCUGUUUCCUGGGGCGGCCUCUACUGCGGGGAAUGUGGGGGAGCCCGGAGCUGCGGAGCGUGCAGAAGCUAUGCCUCGCUGGGCCUGGCUGCAGGGCUAUGCUGUGGCAUCUUACAGGGCAGGGGAUUUGGGGCUCCGUGAGGGGACUGGCUGGACGUCACGUGCCGGCGGAGAUGGCAAAACCUGGUUCGGACAGUCGACCCCCGAGUCCGAGGAGCUGCGGGUGAGGUGCUCAGGUGGGGUCACCAGCCUUGUGAACUGCUAGGAGAAGGAUGCCUCCCCAGUAUGAGUUUCAUCUGCCCUUAUCCCCAGAGGAGUUGCUGAAAAGUGGAGGUGUGAAUCAGUAUGUCGUUCAAGAGGUGCUGUCCAUCAAGCAUCUGCCAUCCCAGCUCAGAGCAUUUCAGGCUGCCUUCCGAACUCAGGGGCCCCUUGCGAUGCUGGAACACUUUGAUACUAUCUAUAGCAUUUUACAUCACUUUCGAAGUAUAGAUCCUGGCCUCAAGGAAGAUACUCUGGAAUUCCUGAUAAAAGUGGUAUCGCGCCACUCCCAAGAGCUUCCAGCCAUCCUGGAUGAUGCAACUUUGAGUGUAUCAGACAGAAACGCCCAUCUAAACGCCCUCAAAAUGAACUGCUAUGCCCUGAUACGCCUCUUGGAAUCCUUUGAGACUAUGACCAGCCAGAAAAGCCUCAUUGACCUGGACAUGGGUGGGAAGGGUAAGAAAGCCCGAACCAAAGCAACCCAUGGCUUUGACUGGGAGGAAGAAAGACAGCCAGUUCUUCAGCUUUUAACACAGCUACUCCAGUUGGACAUUCGUCACCUAUGGAACCACUCAGUAAUUGAGGAAGAAUUUGUCAGUUUGGUUACUGGCUGUUGCUACCGCCUUCUGGAGAAUCCCACCAUUAGUCACCAGAAGAACCGCCCCACCAGGGAAGCCAUAACACACCUGCUUGGGGUGGCUCUGACACGUUAUAACCAUAUGCUGAGCGCCACGGUGAAGAUCAUCCAGAUGCUACAGCACUUUGAGCACCUGCCGUCUGUACUGGCAGCAGCUGUGAGUCUAUGGGCAACGAAUGAUGGAAUGAAGAGCAUAGUGGGCGAGAUCGUAAGAGAGAUUGGACAGAAGUGUCCACAGGAGCUGAGUCGAGACACUGCUGGGGCAAAGGGGUUCGCAGCCUUUCUCACUGAUCUUGCAGAACAAGUCCCAGCCAUCCUGAUGUCCAGCAUGUGUAUUUUGUUAGAUCAUCUGGAUAGAGAGAAUUACAUGAUGCGCAAUGCUGUGCUGGCGGCCAUGGCAGAGAUGGUACUGCAGGUUCUGAAUGGUGACCAACUGGAAGAAGCAGCCCGAGAAACCAGAGAUCAGUUCUUAGAUACUUUGCAAGCCCAUGGCCAUGAUGUCAACUCCUUUGUUCGAAGCCGUGUUUUGCAGCUCUUUAUUCGAAUUGUCCAACAGAAGGCUCUCCCCCUGACACGUUUCCAGGCAGUGGUAGACUUAGCAGUGGGCCGUCUGGCAGACAAGUCCGUGUUAGUAUGUAAAAAUGCCAUUCAGCUGCUGGCCAGCUUUCUAGCCAAUAAUCCUUUUUCCUGCAAGCUUAGUGAUACUGACCUUGCUGGACCCCUGCAGAAGGAGAUCCAGAAAUUGCAAGAAAUGAGAGCCCAGAGGCGAACUGCAGCUGCCUCUGCAGUGCUAGACCCAGAGGAGGAGUGGGAAGCCAUGCAGCCAGAAUUGAAGUCUACCCUGCAGCAGCUUCUAAAGCAUCCUCAGGAAGAAGAGGUGAUGCCUCAGCAAAUUGCUGAAACAGAGACUGCAGAAGAGGUGAAAGGGCACAUCCGACAGCUGCUUGUCAAAGCCAGUUACAAGCAGGCUAUCAUUCUCACCCAGGAAGCCACAAGCCACUUCCAGGAGUCUGAACCCUUCAGUCACACAGACCCAGGAGAGUCAGAGGAGAUCAGGUUCCUGAAUCUCUUGGGAAUUAUCUUCAAAGGCCCUGCAGCUUCCACACAGGGCUCUCAUGGGAACAUGGUCCCAGGACAGACUGACAGGAAAGACACUCCCAGUGUGUCUGAGCCUGAGGGGUCUUGCAGGAAUGAUGAGCUGGUGAAACAGGAGAUGCUGGUGCAGUAUCUACAGGAUGCCUAUAGCUUCUCCCAGAAGAUUUCAGAGGCCAUUGGCAUCAUCAGCAAGAUGAUGUAUGAAAACACAACUACAGUGGUGCAGGAGGUGAUUGAAUUCUUUGUGAUGGUAUUCCAAUUUGGGGUACCCCAGGCCCUGUUUGGGGUACGCCGCAUGCUGCCUCUCAUCUGGUCCAAGGAGCCUGGUGUCCGGGAAGCUGUGCUUAAUGCGUACCGCCAACUCUACCUCAACCCUAAAGGAGACUCAGCCAGAGCCAAGGCCCAGGCUUUGAUUCAGAACCUCUCUUUGUUGUUAGUGGAUUCCUCAGUUGGGACCAUCCAGUGUCUUGAGGAAAUUCUUUGUGAGUUUGUGCAAAAGAAUGAGUUGAAACCAGCAGUGACCCAACUGCUAUGGGAACAGGCCACAGAAAAGGUCCCCUGCUCUCCUCUGGAGCGCUGUUCCUCUGUCAUGCUUCUUGGCAUGAUGGCACGAGGAAAACCAGAAAUUGUAGGAAGCAACUUAGACACACUAGUGAGUGUAGGGCUGGCUGAGAAGUUUCCACAGGAUUACAGGCUGGCCCAGCAGGUGUGCCUUGCUAUUGCCAAUAUCUCGGACAGGAGGAAGCCUUCUUUGGGCAAACGUCACCCUCCCUUCCGGCUGCCUCAGGAACACAGGUUGUUUGAGCGACUUCGAGAGAUGGUCAUAAAAGGCUUUGCACAUCCAGAUCCCCUCUGGAUCCCAUUCAAAGAGGUGGCAGUGGCCCUCACCUACCAACUGGCAGAGGGCCCUGAGGUGAUCUGUGCCCAGAUGUUACAAGGCUGUGCAAAGCAAGCCCUGGAGAAGCUUGAGGAGAAGAGCACCACCCAAGAGGAGAAGGGUGCCACCCAGGAGGACCCCAAAGAGACUGUCCCAAUGCUCCCCACAUUUCUGCUGAUGAACCUGCUCUCACUGGCUGGGGAUGUGGCCCUGCAGCAACUGGUACAUUUAGAACAAGCAGUGAGUGGAGAGCUGGGUCGGCGGCGAGUUCUUCGGGAAGAACAGGAGCACAAGACCAAGGACCCCAAGGAGAAGAAUACAAGCUCUGACACAGCUAUGGAGGAAGAGUUGGGGCUGGUCGGGGCCACUGCUGAUGAUACGGAGGCAGAACUAAUCCGUGGCAUCUGUGAGAUGGAACUGUUGGAGGGCAAACAGGUACUGGCAGCCUUUGUUCCACUUCUGCUUAAAGUCUGCAACAGCCCUGGCCUAUAUAGCAACCCAGAUCUCUCUGCAGCUGCUUCACUCGCCCUUGGCAAGUUCUGCAUGGUCAGCUCCCCUUUCUGUGACUCCCAGCUUCGUCUUCUAUUCACCAUGCUGGAAAAGUCUUCACUCCCCACUGUCCGGUCUAAUCUCAUGGUUGCCACUGGGGAUCUGGCCAUCCGCUUCCCCAACCUGGUGGAUCCCUGGACACCUCAUCUAUAUGCCCGCCUCCGUGACCCAGCUCAGCAAGUGCGGAAGACAGCAGGGCUGGUGAUGACCCACUUGAUCCUCAAGGACAUGGUGAAGGUAAAAGGACAAGUGAGUGAGAUGGCCGUGCUACUCAUUGAUCCUGUGCCUCAGAUUGCUGCCCUGGCCAAGAACUUCUUCAACGAACUCUCCCACAAGGGCAAUGCUAUCUAUAAUCUCCUCCCAGAUAUCAUCAGCCGCCUGUCAGACCCAGAGGGUGGGGUGGAGGAGGAACCCUUCCACACCAUCAUGAGGCAGCUCCUCUCCUACAUUACCAAGGACAAACAGACUGAGAGCCUGGUGGAGAAGCUGUGUCAGCGGUUCCGCACAGCCCGAACAGAGCGGCAGUACCGUGACCUGGCCUACUGUGUAUCCCAGCUGCCCCUCACAGAGCGGGGCCUCCGCAAGAUGUUUGACAACUUUGACUGCUUUGGAGAUAAACUGACAGAUGAGUCUGUCUUCAAUGCCUUUUUGUCAGCUGUGGGCAAGCUGCGGCGUGGGGCCAAGCCUGAGGGCAAGGCUGUAAUAGAUGAAUUUGAGCAGAAGCUUCGGGCCUGUCACACCCGAGGGAUGGAUGGACUAGAGGAGCUUGAAACUGGUCAAGGAGGUAGCCAGAAAACGCCAUCGGCCAAGAAGCCAUCCACUGUCUCUAAGCAACAGCCUCUGACUUCUGGAACUUCAGACAGUGACUUUGUCACACCUGAGCCUCGCCGCACUACCCGUCGUCUUCCAAACACACAUCAGCGCACAUCCAAGAAGAAAGUCAAGGUUGUCUUCUCAAGUGAUGAGUCCAGUGAGGAAGAUCUAUCAGCCGAGAUGACAGAAGAUGAGACGCCCAAGAAAACAACUCCCAUCCGCAGAGCAUCUUACCGUAGACACAGGUCCUAGGACUUGUCUUCCAUGUUCUAUUCCUGCUGUGCAGGGAAUCUUAUUGGAUAAUCUGGAAUUCCAGCUCCAUUCCCCUUGUGAAAUGUUUGUUGCCUCCUUGUUUUUAACACAUAAUCUUUAAAUUGCAAGGCAUUUCUCUUAACUAGCCCAUCUGAACUGUGCUGAGUGCUUUCACUUUCCAGUAGAUGUUUGCCUGUCACCUUGUUUUCUAAUUGGAAUAAAUGUUUUUAUAUACUUUUAAG